Cyphellophora attinorum is the source of this 777-nucleotide messenger RNA. RefSeq lists its product as uncharacterized. Lineage: Eukaryota; Fungi; Ascomycota; Eurotiomycetes; Chaetothyriales; Cyphellophoraceae. The record is from RefSeq and is a predicted model, not a curated record. Bases 1 to 777 code for a protein of 258 amino acids. The transcript has 2 exons.
AUGGGCAGAAACCUCGAGUACCCCAAACGUGCGCGCAACACAGUCAAGCGCUACGACAGCAGAGGAACAUACGACGCUGGUGCUAUCCACAAGAUCAUCAAUGCCACUCCGGUAUUACACGUGUCAUUUCCUCCUGGCAGCGAGGACCCAUUCCCAGCACUGCUGCCCAUGAUAGGUGUGAUGGGUUCGUUUGAGUAUCCGUCGGCGGACAUCAACGAGCCUCUUGACUGUUAUUUGCACGGCUAUGUCAGUGCACGGCUGAUGCGACUGGCACGCGAUUCGGAAAAGGGAAUUCCUGUGACCAUUGCGGCCACUCAAGUGAACGGCCUGGUACUCAGCUUGACGCCGAACAGCCACAGCAUGAACUACGAGUCAGCAGUAUUGCAAGGCUACGGCAAGCCUGUCGAGGACACCGAAGAGAAGGUCUUCGCCAUGGAGCUCAUCACGAACAAGGUCUUUCCAGACCGCUGGGCGAACACCCGCAUUCCGCCGGAUGGAGCUGAGAUGUCCUCCACCAUGAUUUUGAAAGUCUCCAUCGAGACUGGGAGUGGUAAGAUUCGACAGGGUGAGCCGCAUGAUGAAGCAAAAGAUACGAAGAGGGACGAUAUUACAGACAAGGUCUGGACAGGCGUGGUGCCGGUGUACCAAACGUUUGGAGAGCCGAUUCCUAGCGCGCUAAACAAAGUGAAGGAGCUGCCGCAGUAUAUUGGAUCACAUUUGACUCAGGCAGCCUCGAAGAACAAACAAAGAGCUGCUGAGGCUGCGAAGGAGCCAUAG